GGUCGCUGCGGAAGGGGCGAGGGAGCAUGUGGUCCCCAAACCCACCAACCAGAGGGAAACUGUAGCUUCAGAAAUAAGGUAGAAAUGUCACUUGUGCCUGAAGCUCGUGUCACCAAUCAUAAGUAAGAUUUACCCACAAAGGUGUGUACAGCAAACAUUUUUUAUCAGUUAAAAAAGCUGAAAACCUUCCAAGUAAUCUGUGCUCUCAAACAUGCUGUUCUCUGCUGGGUAGAGGCUGGGGGUCACAGAGAGGAACUCUGCCCCAGUAGGGGCUUUGAGGUGCGUGGGCAAUGGCUGGGGACCCUGGACCCAGAACUGAGGACCUGACCCCACUUCCUUUCUGGGGCCGUGACCCCAGGCUCACCUCCUGGCCUCCUCCCUGCAGAGCUGCAGAUGCCCUGCAGGGCCCAGGGCAAGCACUGGAUGCGUUGUGGCUGAGUCACCCCAGGUUGACAGUGCCCCUCAGAGCCCAGGCCUUGGCCGCCACCCACCUGAGAAUGACAGGUGGGCCAACUAUUGUGCUCCAGUUGCUGGGGCCUUUUGGGAUCUUAGGAACCCCAUCUAUGAGCCCCGCCCCACGGCCCCGCCCCUCCCAAGGAGGGAAAAGCCCGCUGCCAGUGGCUCAACUCACGCACUGGGACCUGGAGCCUGGAGGACCCAGCGGACAGACUGCCACUGCUGCCACUGCAGGCUGGGCCAUGGACCCCCACGAGAUGGUCGUCAAGAACCCCUACACCCACAUCAGCAUCCCCAGGGCUCACCUGCGGCCUGACCUGGGGCAGCAGUUAGAGGUGAUCCCCUCCUCCUCCUCCUCGUCCUCAGAGAUGCAGCCUCUGCCCGUGGGGCCCUGUGCCCCUGAGCCAGCCCACCUCCUGCAGCCCACCGAAGUCCCAGAACCCAAGGGCGCCAAGGGUGCUGUCCCCCUCCACAGCCAGCAGGCCUGGCAACAGCCCGGCAACCCCUACAGCAGCGGGCAGCGCCCGACAGGACUGACCUACACUGGCCGGCCGCCCAUGGGGCGUGGGGAUGACAUUGCCCACCACUGCUGCUGCUGCCCCUGCUGUUCCUGCUGCCACUGUCCCCGCUUCUGCCGCUGCCACAGCUGCUGCUGCGUCAUCUCCUAGCCUACCCACCACCCUGCCGGGGCUGUGGACCAGGCCUCUGCUGCGGUGGCCAAGGUAGUGCCCGGACGUUUGGAGUGGCCACUGUCAGGGCAUUGGCCACUUUCUGCCCUGGACAGUGGCACCUACCCACCAGGAAGGCUGCUAGCUCACCCUGGGCCCCUUGACUUGGAGCCCCAGGUACUGGCCAUGAUGGGACAUGCUUGACCACCUCCUUCAAAACCCAGGCAA
Molecule: messenger RNA, 1352 nt
Organism: Galeopterus variegatus (Sunda flying lemur)
Lineage: Eukaryota; Metazoa; Chordata; Mammalia; Dermoptera; Cynocephalidae
Gene: CYSRT1
Product: cysteine-rich tail protein 1
Source: RefSeq, a predicted model, not a curated record